Molecule: messenger RNA, 1710 nt
Organism: Oryza sativa Japonica Group (Japanese rice)
Lineage: Eukaryota; Viridiplantae; Streptophyta; Magnoliopsida; Poales; Poaceae
Product: mitogen-activated protein kinase kinase kinase 18
Biological process (GO): signal transduction; protein phosphorylation
Molecular function (GO): protein kinase activity; ATP binding
Source: RefSeq, a predicted model, not a curated record
AUUCCGUCGAAUUCACUAUCCCAUCGCCCCCUCAACACGCGAAUCGCGAGGAAAAUCCUCAAAUCCCAGCGAGGGAAAAAAGAGAGAGGGAAAAACCGCGCGAAAUCCUUACCCACAAAAAUAAAACUGAUCCCCACACCUAUAUAUACGCGGCGAGCACACUCCCCCGUUUCUUGCAUCCCUCACACCUUCUGCUCCUCUCCUUUUUUGGCGGCUCCUCCACACCCACCCCUCUCCCUCUCUCUCUGUUUCGGCCUCUCAUACUCACUCCUCGGCUUCUCGUCGUGCUCUGCUCUGUGGCGCGAGGAGGAUCGAGCUCGCGCGGCGCGCCUCUCCAUGGAGUGGGUGCGCGGGAAAUGCGUCGGCAGGGGGGCGUUCGGCGCGGUGCACGUGGCGGUGGACAGGGCCACCGGGCGGGCCUUCGCGGUGAAGUCGGUGGAGGCCAAGGGCGGCGCGCCGGCGGCGGCGAUGGCGUGCCUCGAGAGCGAGAUAAGGAUCUUGAGGCGGCUCAGCUCGCCCUACGUCGUGGAGUAUCUCGGGGACGACGGGGACGCGGCGACGACGAGGAAUUUGCACAUGGAGCUGGUCCCCGGCGGGAGCGCCGCGGCGGCGGCGGCCAUGGGAGGGCUUGGUGAGCGCGGGGCUCGUGGCGUCGUGCGGCGGGUGGCGGCCGCGCUGCGGUACCUGCACGACGUGGCUGGCGUGGUGCACGGGGACGUCAAGGGGAGGAACGUGCUCGUCGGCUGCGACGGCGACGGCCGCGGUGCGAAGCUCGCGGAUUUCGGCGCGGCGAGGCUGGUCUCCGACGCCGCGGUGUCCCGGGGCCCCCGCGGCACGCCGGCUUGGAUGGCGCCGGAGGUGGCGCGCGGCGGCGCGCCGACGCCGGCGUCGGACGUGUGGUCCCUCGGCUGCACGGCGGUGGAGCUGAUCACCGGGAAGCGGCCGUGGUCAGAGCUCGGCGGCGCCAGCGAGGUCGGCGAGCUGCUCUUCCUCAUCGGGUUCGGCGGGAAGCGCCCCGAGCUCCCCGCGUGCGCCUCCGACUCGUGCCGCGACUUCCUCGACAAGUGCCUCCGCCGCGACGCCGGCGAGCGGUGGACCUGCGAUCAGCUGCUGCGCCACCCGUUCCUCUCCGCCGCGGACGUCCACGACGGCGGCGAGCCGUCGCCGUUCCCGUCGCCCCGAGCCGUUCUCGACUGGGCGGCGGCGUCCAUGUCCGAUUCGGACUCCGACGACUCGGGCGGCGCGGAGGCGCGCAGCGAGCACGAGAUGAUGGCGCGCGCCAAGGGAAGGCUCGUCGAGUUGGCGUCAAACGCAAGCUGGGGGCGCGAGUGGGGCGCGGGGCCCACCUGGGAGGCGGCCGACACCUGGGCCCCACCGUCCAGUCCGGACACGACAGCGACGAAUGCACCCGUCCCGUCCAACCCCGCCGCGGUCGCCGACGCCGGUGGGCCACCCGCCGUGAUCGCUGGCGGCCGUGACAGCGUCCUCGCCGUCGCCACCGCCGGCGCCGGCCGUGAUCGCUGUGACAGCCAGCAUGGGCACUAUAAAUGCGAGCUAGCUCGCACUAGGCGAGCUCGGUUGGCUGUUGCGUCCGUGGCUGCUGUCAUGUACAGUUAUCUCAUUGAUUCAAUCAUAUUUUGGGUUCAAUUCAAGCCGCCGUUUUCUCUGCAAUAUUUUGGUCCAAUUCUUUUUUUUUUCCGUUGCAUAUGA